Paramisgurnus dabryanus is the source of this 4273-nucleotide messenger RNA. The record is from RefSeq and is a predicted model, not a curated record. NCBI's taxonomy places the organism in Eukaryota, Metazoa, Chordata, Actinopteri, Cypriniformes, Cobitidae.
CAGACACUUGAUUUUUAUACUCUCUUUUUCAGAGUACUUACAUUUUACUUAUGUAUUGGUAUAUAAAGACAGUUUAAACUAAUUUGGAAAAAAGUUUUUUAGACUUGUUUUAGACUUAAACCUGCCUACUCUGCCUUUAACUGAUGUUCUUCUCAGACGACAGUUUCUGUGGUAAAUUCUAAGAGGUUUGAUAUGGAGACGUGUUUCAGAAUAUUUUUAAUGUUGCUGCUCAUGAUUGCUGUUGUUGAUGGUCAGCAGGAGUUGGAAGUGAAUUACAGCCCUUCAUAUGUUUGUGCAUUAAGAGGAUCAACAGUGAGAAUAACCUGUACUUUAAAAAAUCCAUCUCACCAUGUGAUCGAUAAAACCUUCUGGACAAAAGUUGGAUAUGUACCUGAUGAAGAACCACCUAACCUGUGUUUGGACCCAGAAUACAGAAGAAGAGUUCUGUGUCGAAGUAAAGAUCAAGACACACACAGCAUCACUUUGACAGAUGUGACAGAAACUGAUAAACGCAUCUACUACUGCAGAUUUAUAACAGACAGAGUAGCUGGGAAAUGGCCAGGAAUUCCUGGAGUUCAACUUGAUGUCACAGACCUGCAGGUGGAGACAAAGCAGAGGGUGAAAGAGGGAGAUUCAGUGACUCUUACAUGUAAAACCACCUGCAGUCUGCCUGAAGAAACAACAGUAGUUGUAACGGGACACCAUUCGUCAAACUUUUAUGACCCCCUCCCCCACCCGUUGACAGGGGUCAUAAAACACGACCUGUCAACGGGUGGGGGAGGGGGUCAUAAAAGUUUGACGAAUGGUGUCCCGUUACAACUACUAACAACAUUCAUCUGGUACAGAAACCUAGAGAGGUUCACUAAAGGAAUAACAACAUGGAAUCAACUUCACCUGCGGUCAGUCAGUCGUGAUGAUUUGGGAGUUUAUAGAUGUGAUGCUGUAAGAGGAUAUGAACAUCUUCUGUCCUCUCCUGAUGUUUUUCUUUGGGUUGAUGUGGUUAGACAGCAAGAUUGGGAAGUGAAUUACAGCCCUUCAAAUGUUUGUGCAUUAAGAGGAUCAACAGUGAGAAUAACCUGUACUUUAAAAUAUCCAUCUGACCAUGUGGUCAAUAAAGCCUUCUGGACAAAAUUUGCAUUUGUACCUGGUGCAGAACCACCUAACCUGUGUUUGGACCCAGACAACAGAAGAGGAGUUCAGUGUCAAAGUAAAGAUCAAGACACUCACAGCAUCACGUUGACAGAUGUGACAGAAGCUGAUAAACACAUCUACUACUGCAGAUUUAUAACAGACAAGGAGAAAGGGAAAUACUCAGGAGUUCCUGGAGUUCAGCUUGAUGUCACAGACCUGCAGGUGGAAACAAAGCAGAUUGUGAAAGAGGGAGAUUCAGUGACUCUUACAUGUAAAACCACCUGCAGUCUGCCUGAAGAAACAACAUUAAUCUGGUACAGAAACACACAGAGAUUCACUAAAGGAAUAAUUACAUUGAAUCAACUUCACCUGCGGUCAGUCAGUCGUGAUGAUUCAGGAGAUUAUAGAUGUGCUGCUGUAAGAGGAUCUGAACUUCUUCUGUCCUCUCCUGAUGUUUAUCUUAGUGUUGAGUUGGUUAGUCAGCAGGAUUGGGAAGUGAAUUACAGCCCUUCAUAUGUUUGUGCAUUAAGAGGAUCAAUAGUGAGAAUAACCAGUGCUUUAAAAUAUCCAUCUGACCAUGUGGUCAAUAAAACCUUUUGGACAAAAGUUGCAAAUGUAUCUGAUGAGGAACCACCUGACCUUUGUUUGGACCCAGAAGACAGAAGAAGAAUUCAGUGUUACAGUGAAAAUAACGACACUCACAGCAUUACUUUGACAGAUGUGACAGAAGCUGAUAAACGCAUCUACUACUGCAGAUUUAUAACCGACAGAGUAGGUGGGAAAUGGUCAGGAGUUCCUGGAGUUCAGCUUGAUGUCACAGACCUGCAGGUGGAGACAAAGCAGAGAGUGCAAGAGGGAGAUUCAGUGACUCUUACAUGUAAAACAACCUGCAGUCUGCCUGAAGAAACAACAUUCAUCUGGUACAGAAACACACAGAGAUUCACUAAAGGAAUAAAAACAUUGAAUCAACUUCACCUGCGGUCAGUCAGUCGUGAUGAUUUAGGAGUUUAUAGAUGUGAUGCUGUAAGAGGAUAUGAACUUCUUCUGUCCUCUCGUGAUGUUUUUCUUUGGGUUGAUUUGAUAAGUCAGCAGGGUUGGGGAGUGAAUUACAGCCCUUCAUAUGUUUGUGCAUUAAGAGGCUCAACAGUGAGAAUAACCUGUACUUUAAAAUAUCCAUCUCACCAUGUGGUCAAUAAAGCCUUCUGGACAAAAGUUGCAUUUGUACUUGGUGGAGAACCACCUAACCUGUGUUUGGACCCAGAAAGCAGAAGAGGAGUUCAGUGUCAAAGUAAAGAUCAAGACACUCACAGCAUCACGUUGACAGAUGUGACAGAAGCUGAUAAACACAUCUACUACUGCAGAUUUAUAACAGACAGAGGUGGAAAAUGGUCAGGAAUUCCUGGAGUUCAGCUUGAUGUCACAGACCUGCAGGUGGAGACAAAUCAGAGAGUGAAAGAGGGAGAUUCAGUGACUCUUACAUGUAAAACCACCUGCAGUCUGCCUGAAGAAACAACAUUCAUCUGGUACAGAAACAAACAGAGAUUCACUAAAGGAAUAAAAACAUUGAUUCAACUUCACCUGCGGUCAGUCAGUCGUGAUGAUUCAGGAGUUUAUAGAUGUGUUGCUGCUGUAAGAGAAUAUGAACUUCUGUCCUCUCCUGGUGUUUAUCUUAUUGUUGAGUGGGAUCAGGGUUCUACUCUGUAUAAUGGGAUUGUGGCAGGAUGUGUUGGUUUGUUCUUCAUCAUCGUCAUCUUCAUCAUUCUGUUUAUAUGGAAGAAAAGACGAGACAGGCAAAAUCAGGCCAAUGGCUCCAGUUAUGUUUCACUUUUCACACUAGCAUCAAAAUCUGCUGAUGUUGAUGUUGAAUAAUCCAGUGUCACGGCUCAACAUAAAGAACUGCUUGAUGGCCCGGGGCCAGAGUGACAGAAGCGUGGGCCAGUAAACAGUAUUGUCGCUUGCUCUCAGUUACUAAUAUAUAUAUUUUUUCUUGUGUUUUCAACAAGAAUUUUGGAUUUACUGUAAAUCUUUAAGUAGAGUAAAAUUAAAAAGUGGAAUAAGGUUAUUUAAACUGUUAAAGGACUUCAAACUUCUAAGACCCUGAUGUCAAAGUUUUUAUGCAUUUUUUGCAUUUUAUGCAUUUAUGUUUUUAAUCUAUCUUUUAUUUACUCCUUCUUAAAACUGCUUUAUCCAUUUUGUCUUUUUGUAAAAGUAUGUUACUGAACAAAAAAAUAUGCCUUUGGCUGUUUGUCUGUAUGUAUUCUUAUGCGAUUUUAUAUACAUUUUAAAAUUGCAUCUCUGUAUUAAACAACUAAACUUUACAAACCCUUAAUUACACUAUAGCCUAUAUGUUCAAAAAUUUUGUUUAAGUUUUUCCAUUAGGCAUUUUCAAUUUUUAUAAACAAAGAUAUAUACAGUACUAACUUUUAAAUGUAUCUGAAAUGAUGAAAAGAAAUCACAAUGCAUUUAAAAACAAUUCAUGAACAAUCUAUUAAAUAGAAUGACAAUUUACACAAGUUGAUUGUAUUUUUUGUAUAGGUAUUAAGCAUAUAUUUUCAAAUUAAAGGGGAUCUUAUGAAAAACUUUCAAUUAUUUUACUAGAAGUCAAUGAAAAUUGAGCAGGACCAAAACAUUUUACAGCUAAUCGCUGUCAAAAAAAGUUCAGCGAUGACCUCCAAAGUAUAACAGCAGUAAUGACAUUGUUAAAACAGUUAAAACAUUACCUUACUCUUUGCCUUUUAUAUUUAAAUGUGUUUAGUUUCCGGUCGAAAUGUUGUUUAUAAUAGCUUGAUAGAUAUACCAACUUAAAGUGCCCAAACAAUUAUAUACAGCGAUGCCAUUUAUUGCCCUUACCUUUCUGUGUCCACCUCUAAACAGCAGUCCAUUCGUCAUCGAGAUGCUGUCGCAGUGUUCCUUGUUAUGUUCAUUGUGUAAAUAUUAUUAUAUUGAAAGGGUUUUUUCUUUAAAUGUUACAUUUGCCAUGACGACAUGGUAUUUACAUUUAUGCUAAUGUUAUUUAACCUUUUACCCAGGGCAAAGUAUAAGUACAUGUGGGCCCCAUGAGGGUUUUUCUUAUGCCAACCCUCUUUAGGAUUGCCCAAAGAAAACCCACACAGGCACCAUAUUCUCUAACAAGCCUACAUGA